AUGGCGAUGGGGGUGGUGGCACUCGCGUGUGAUGGCGAUGGUGGCGGUGACGACAAUGGUUGCAAUGAUGGUGGUGAUGAGAGAUGCGGGAUUGGGAAUAAGGAGCAGAAUGAGUGGUAUUUCUUUAGCCACAAAGAUAAGAAAUAUCCAAGAGGAACGAGAACCAAUAGAGCCACCACCAUGGCAGGGUUCUCGAAGGCAACAGGAAGAGACAAGUCAGUGUAUGAACGAACAAAACUCAUUGGCAUGAGGAAGACCCUCGUUUUCUAUGCAGGAAGAGCUCCUAAUGGACGAAAAACUGAUUGGAUCAUUCACGAGUAUAGGCUAGAAUCUGACGAUAAUGGAACUCCACAGGCAAGCAUAUACAUGGCAGGGUUUUUAUAUAUCAUUGGUCGAGAUUUAUCCAGAAUAUCAAGAGAAAAAUUAGUUUAG
Molecule: messenger RNA, 432 nt
Organism: Gastrolobium bilobum
Lineage: Eukaryota; Viridiplantae; Streptophyta; Magnoliopsida; Fabales; Fabaceae
Product: NAC domain-containing protein 37-like
Exons: 3
Coding region: 1-432 (143 amino acids)
Biological process (GO): regulation of DNA-templated transcription
Molecular function (GO): DNA binding
Source: RefSeq, a predicted model, not a curated record